Messenger RNA from Lodderomyces elongisporus, 1326 nucleotides. It is a transcript of the gene OBPA, whose product is annotated as oxysterol-binding protein related protein. The transcript has a single exon. The coding region runs from base 1 to 1326 and encodes 441 amino acids. The record is from RefSeq and is a predicted model, not a curated record. Gene Ontology annotation, biological process: exocytosis; maintenance of cell polarity; piecemeal microautophagy of the nucleus. Lineage: Eukaryota; Fungi; Ascomycota; Pichiomycetes; Serinales; Debaryomycetaceae. Gene Ontology annotation, cellular component: cortical endoplasmic reticulum; cytosol; membrane. Gene Ontology annotation, molecular function: sterol binding.
AUGGGAUUGACAUCAAAGCUUGACAAGUUGAAAUUACGGUCUCACGACGAAUCUGCAACUCCCGCCUCCCCCACUAAUCAUCACCAACAACAACAACUUCAAGCAGAUACCAGUGAACAAUUUCUGGACUCUGAAAAUGAGUCUGGCGAGGAUGAUGAUCAAGCAAGAUCCAUCUUGAUGGAAAUCAUUUCGCAAUUGAGACCAGGAAUGGACUUGACGAGAAUUACUUUACCGACAUUUAUCUUGGAAAGAAAAUCAAUGUUGGAGAGAAUCACCAACUUCUUCCAGAUCCCAAACUUGUUGAUGGAGGCCAAUCGUACUCAGGACCCAUUACUACGAUUUGUAAACAUUUUGAAAUGGUACUUGGCAUCCUGGCACAUUGCACCAAAGGCUGUAAAGAAACCAUUGAACCCCGUGCUUGGAGAGUUUUUCACAUGCUUUUGGGACAAGUUGCCCGAAGGCGAGGGUAAAGCUUACUAUUUAUCAGAACAAACAUCUCACCACCCACCUAAAUCAUCCUACUUUUAUUUGGCUCCCGAAGAAAAAAUCAGAGUUGACGGAACAGUUAUCCCCAAAUCCAGAUUUUUGGGUAACUCCUCAGCAGCAAUUAUGGAAGGAUGGGGUUAUGUCACCUUGGGCAAAUUUGGUGAUGAACAAUAUGUAAUGAACCAGCCAAACGUAUACUGUAGAGGAAUUUUAUUUGGAAAGAUGAGAACUGAACUCGGAGACCAUAUGGUUGUACGCUGUGAGAAGAAUGGAUUUGAAGCAGACAUAGAAUUCAAGACUAAGGGAUUUAUUGGCGGAACUUACGACGCCAUUGAAGGAACAAUUAAAGACUCUACAACUUUAGAGGAUUUGUAUCAUUUAUCAGGAAAAUGGAAUGAAGUGAUGUACAUUAAGAAUGUCAAAACAGGCAAAAAGGAGGUUUUGUUUGAUACUGCAAAGACCCUCAGGGUGAAACCACUGGUUAGACCAUUGAAUGAGCAAGCAGCAUUCGAAUCACGAAAAUUAUGGAAGCCCACUACUGAUGCAUUGGCCAAAAAGGAUCAGACCACAGCCACCGAGGAGAAGUUUAAAGUUGAAAAUGAACAAAGAGAAAUGGCAAAGAAGAGAUUGGAAGAUGGAGUUGAAUUUCACCCUAGGUUUUUCAAACCUGUUGAUGCAGGUAAGCAAGACAUGAAUGACUUGGAAUAUAUCAUUUAUAAACCAUUGGAGCUUUCUGAGCCUUCAAAUGUUUUGACUGAUGAGAUGCUUAGUGUUGCCCCAAUCUUGCCUGGCCAGCACUAUGAUGACAAAUUUGAAAUCCCAGCAUUUAAGAAGCAGUAA